Molecule: messenger RNA, 3373 nt
Organism: Trichomycterus rosablanca
Lineage: Eukaryota; Metazoa; Chordata; Actinopteri; Siluriformes; Trichomycteridae
Gene: slc38a10
Product: solute carrier family 38 member 10
Exons: 17
Coding region: 45-3299 (1084 amino acids)
Biological process (GO): amino acid transmembrane transport
Molecular function (GO): L-amino acid transmembrane transporter activity
Source: RefSeq, a predicted model, not a curated record
CCUGUCCAUUUCAACUCUUAGAAGGAUUAUCUCAAAAAGCGAAAAUGACAUCUUCUAAUUGGGGUCUGAUAAUGAACGUGGUGAACAGUAUAGUGGGAGUCAGUGUGCUCACCAUGCCCUUCUGCUUCAAACAGUGUGGCAUUGUGUUGGGCACUCUUUUGCUUUUCUUCUGCUCAUGGAUGACUCAUCAGUCCUGUAUGUUCCUUGUCCACGCGGCCAGCAACACUAAGCGCAGGACUUACGCUGGACUUGCUUUUCAUGCUUUUGGUAAACCAGGGAAGGCAUUGGUAGAAUUAAGUAUGAUAGGCUUGAUGCUGGGAACAUGUAUUGCAUUCUAUGUGGUUAUUGCAGACUUGGGAUCCAACUUUUUUGCUCAACUAUUAGGCCUUCAGGUAACACGCAGCUUCCGUGUCAUUCUUCUCAUUGCGGUGUCACUGUUUAUUGUGCUGCCUUUGAGUUUGCAGAGGAACAUGAUGUCAUCUAUCCAGUCGUUUUCAGCCAUGGCACUAAUCUUUUACACACUCUUCAUGUUCACGAUAGUGUUGUCUUCUCUGCGUUACGGCAUUAUCACUGGGUCAUGGGUGGAAAGAGUGCACCUGUGGCGCAUCAGUGGGGUCGUGCAGUGUCUACCAAUUAUCGCCACUACCUUCUGCUGCCACCCGCAGGUGCUGCCCACCUAUGACAGCCUGGAUGAGCCUUCUGUCAAAAGAAUGAGCACCAUCUUUACCUCUUCUCUCAAUGUUGUCACCACCUUUUACAUCACAGUUGGCUUUUUUGGUUAUGUGAGUUUUACAGACACCAUUGCUGGAAAUGUGCUCAUGAAUUUCCCCUCAAAUCUUGUAACUGAGAUGAUCCGAGUUGGCUUCAUGAUGUCUGUGGCUGUGGGAUUCCCCAUGAUGAUCCUACCUUGCAGACAGGCCAUCAACACCAUGCUGUUUGAGCAGCAGCAGAAAGAUGGCACUUUUGCUGCCGGUGGGUACAUGCCACCUCUUCGCUUCAAGAGCAUCACUCUCUGCAUUGUCUUUGGUACUAUGUUGGGGGGUAUCCUGAUCCCGAAUGUGGAGACUAUACUGGGUCUUACUGGAGCCACUAUGGGCAGCCUGAUCUGUUUCAUCUGUCCUGCUCUUAUCUACAGGAAGAUCAUGAAGAGUGGUCUUGUUGCUCAGCUGGUGUUGUGGGUUGGCCUUGGUAUUCUGCUCUUAAGCACAGUCACCACUCUCUCCAUGUCCAGUGAGCCAGUUAAACAACAGCCUCCUGCCAUCCUUCCCAAAACUAAUGACAAGCCUUCAGAGUUUGUGCCAGACCUGCCCAAACAUUCAGAAAUCCCAGUGAUUCCUGUGGCAGCAGGAAAACCAGAUAAUCCAAAACCGGCUGUGGAACAGAUCAAGCCUGCAGAGAACGUAAUAGGUGCAGAGGUGAAGGACCCAGCUGAGCCACCACAGUUGAAAGUCCCCAUAGAAGUGCCUGAGAGGAAGAAUGAUGAGGUACAGCUGGACCGUCCUGAAGCAGAUGUUGCAGUGCCUGAUGGAGAGGCUCAUCGGCACGAACCACCCAUCCCUCGGGACGAGGUUCAGAUAGAGCAGCGCAAGAAUCUUCAGGAGCUCGACGCAGAAAAAGAACAGCUCGUUGGUAACAGAGUGGAGGAGGAGUUGGCAGAACAAGGGGCAGGCCAGGCGCAGAAUGAAGCAGAGGAUGAUCAGAAGAAGGAAGAGGCGCCUAAGAAGCAGGAUGUAGGCCAGGAUGCUGCCAAUGAGGUUCUUGAGAAGAAAAAAGAACAGCAGCAGCCAGACCUGGUGGUGGUUGUGCGUAAGGAUGGAAAGCCUCCAUCUUUAGUGAAGGAGCAACAGGCUGAGAACAAACAAGCUGCUGCUGAUAAAUCUGAAGAUAGAGAAAGAAAGGAAGUAGAACCUGAGGCAGAAAAAAAGCAUGAACCGGUGGUUCCUGUUCCUGAGGAGAAGGACGGGGCUGCCAUUCAAGAGCAUAAAGAAGAGAAGCCGGAAGGGAAGGAUGUCAAGGAAGAAGAUGGAGACAAGUUGGAGGUGAUUAAAAAGAUUGUUGCAGAAGGGGCAUUAGACCAUGCUGUACUGCUGCAAGUUAUCAAAGAACAACAAGAGCAGCAGAAGCGACUGUUGGACCAACAAGAAAAACUCCUGGCUGUCAUUGAAGAACAGCAUAAAGAAAUUCAUCAAAAAAAGGAAGAAGAGGAGGAACCCAAAGCUGAAGUUGUAGCUGAUGGUGGGAAAGGAGUGCAGCAGCAGGAUCAGCAUGAUCUAAAAGUAGGAGAAGAAAAGGUUAAAGCUCCGGAUCAGGACCUGGAACACCAUCAAGAAUCCGAAAACGUAGUACCUGUAGCUAAAGCCAAAGAGGAACAAGCAAAAGACCCAGUUAUUGUUGAAAAUGAUAAGAAUGCUGCAGAGGGCCUUGCAAAUGCUGACCAGCCUGACCAGCCUUCUCAAGCAGUGCACAAUAUGGCUAAAGAAGUGGCAAAGCCCCUAGAUGGUGAAUUGCAGAAGGAGCUGGGUGCAAGAGGAGUACCGUUACGGCAGUUUCAGCCUCAUCCCCCUGUACAGAAAGAAAACAAACAAGGUAAAGAAGAAAACCUGGAGAAACUGCUGCCAGAGGAAAUUGCCAAGGAGGAGGAGAAAGUUAAACAGAGGUUAGCUGAGGUAGAAGCUGAGAAGGAGAGGUUAGAAAAAGAAAUGCUAGAAAAAGAAAAGCUGGAAAAGGAAAGGCUAGAAAAAGAAAGGCAGGAAAAGGAAAUGAUAGAGAAAGAAAGGCAAGAGAAAGAAAGGCUAGAAAAAGAAGGACUAGAGCUAGAAAAAGAAAGGCUAGAAAAAGAGAGGCUCAAGAACGAACUGAAGGAGUGGCAAGAGCAAGAGCGGCUAGAGAAAGAGAACCUGGGGGCUGCUAAUCUUCUAGAACUACCUCAAAAUCUACAAGAGCAGGAAAAACCUAUUCAUUUUCAGCAGGACACCGGGUUAGAUCAAAACGAGGUUUUACCUGAAGAUAAACAUGCUCCUGAGCGACCGAAAAAAGGGGGCAGGGACUUAAAGGAGAAUAUAGCUCCUCUAGAGCAUGUGGCGCUAAAAGAUAAGACAAGCAGAGAGGAGAAAGAAGGUGACUUGCAAAGGAGGCGUCGGGCUUUGGGCCCACAGGAGGCCGGAGUGCCGGGACUAGAACAUCUGCUGGAGCUGCAGGGAUCAGACCUUCAUGCAGCCCUGGAGGCUCAACUGCUGGCUGGAGCUGUGGUCCAUUCCCGCCAGAUUAAACAGACUCCAGACAGCAAAAACACAGAAUGAUAUCUUACCACACACAUCCACUUCAAGGAUUUUGUUCUUACCUUUCCUUGGACCUUCUGCAUGUUUGUCAUAUG